This is a messenger RNA of Plenodomus lingam JN3, 1047 nucleotides long. RefSeq lists its product as uncharacterized. Gene Ontology annotation, cellular component: transcription factor TFIID complex. Gene Ontology annotation, biological process: transcription initiation at RNA polymerase II promoter. The record is from RefSeq and is a predicted model, not a curated record. Lineage: Eukaryota; Fungi; Ascomycota; Dothideomycetes; Pleosporales; Leptosphaeriaceae. Gene Ontology annotation, molecular function: protein heterodimerization activity.
AUGCCAGGCAUUCUUCUCUCCCCAGUCAGCACUGCGGGCGCAAUUGCAGGUCCAGGUCCAGGCAUGAAGAGGGCGCACGCGGCGGAGGCGGUACCGGCGUAUGGACAGCCACAUCCCAAGAAGCGGAAAAUCCAGCACCAGCUCCGUUACACGCAACCAGUCCAGCAUAUUGUCGACCCCGUCAGCGCCGAAUCGGGCGAUUUUGGCGACUGCAAGGACUUCUUCGACCAUCAAUUGCGCCGCGCUAUUGCAAUACAAUGUCGGGGCAUUGGCUUCGAGAGCGCCCAGCAGGAUGCGCUCGACGAGUUUCGCGGCCUGGUAGAUGCCUAUAUGACACGAUUGCUCGCUCAGGUUCGCAAAUCCAUGGCCAGCUCCCGCCGCACAGAAAUGGUUCCCCACGAUUGGAUCUAUGCCCUUACCACAACGGGGUUACGCGGCUCCUCGACCCUCGAUCCGCAUCUCGAUACCGGGGAACUGCCUCCGGCCCUCCUGCAGCCGCCCUUCGACCCGCCCGCACCGCCAGAGGCUCCUCCGCCUGACACGGAGGCUCUCCUUGGCUCUAUUUUGUCUGGCAAGGCCGACAAGGAAACGCGCGCGUACAUUCCCAAGCACUUUCCCGCCUUCCCAUCCAAGCACACGUACAAAGCCACGCCCGUUUUCACUGAACGCGAAAAUGACCCUCGCAAGAUCCGUGAGAAGGCGACCGAGGAAGGCAUAUUGGCAGAGCAAAGCUUGCGGAAACUAAUGGCUGCGCAAAAGGCCGGCAUACAAAAGCGAAAUGUCGGCAAGCGGAAAAGAAGCAAGCGUAUGAAAGAGAGCGACAGCCUCUGGCAAGAAGCCAUGGCUGACUUGUUUGCUGAGGAGAGUGCGCGAGACAAGGAAGACCAACAGCGGCGAGCUCAGAUAGCAGACGAUGAUGGGGCAUGGGACGCACCUGUUGAGCCUCCAACACGAUCGGCCGUGGAUCGAAAUGUUAAUCUAGAGGAGGGUCUCCACGUCAAUUAUGAGCAAAAGUUUUGGAGGAAGUCUGCGAGAGGCAGUUCAUGA